AAGAUGGAGGACAUAUGUGAGGAACUUGAUCGGUUCACCUUUGAAUUUUUUGACACUCUCGAAUGUCUUCAGGAGAAAAGGGAAUACCUGAAUGCUUCAAUAAGAGAUGGAUAUCUAAACCUGUCAAAGGCUCGUUAUUCGAUGGGAAAUAAAUCCGUGGGUGCUUUGCAAUAUAGUCAUAAAAUGGACUGCGCGCUGUAUCAUGUAAGUUUAUUUGGAGACAUUUCUAAAGAGGAGUCCGAAAACGCUGUUGUAACGUUCGAAAUGGAGAAAGCACUGCCAAGAAGAGCAAAGGGUACUUCAAAAACUGGUUAUAAUGAAAAAGAAGAAGAGGAAAACGUAGUCAGAAGAAGGAAACCUCAAAGAUCAGGUGCUUCGAGCGAUGAAGCAACGUCGCGUAUCCAGGAAUUGUAUAUCUCUAAAGAGGAAAACUUGCCUGUAGAAGAUGAAAAUGUUGAUGGUUGUGUUCAAGAUCCCCUUAAAUGGUUUGGAAUCUUGGUUCCUGGAUGUUUAAAAACGGGUCAAAAGAAUUUUCAGAGCGCCAUUGAACUAAGCUGUGACAUUGUCAACCUUGAAAUGAAGGUGAAAGAGAUCAUAGAGAAGUUGAACGUUUUAAAAAUUCGGAAGAAAGAAUUGUUAGAAGAGAGGAACAAAUUGCAAGAAAUCGAAGACUGAUUGUUACCUUACAAAAAAAAAUGUUGUGAUAUCUUGGCCGAUAUAUUAGCUCUUUUCUUUGUAGGAUAUCAAAUGUAGGAUAUUUUCUGUAUUAAAAUAUUCAUGAGUAAGAGAUCA
Pocillopora damicornis (cauliflower coral) is the source of this 792-nucleotide messenger RNA. RefSeq names its product vacuolar ATPase assembly protein VMA22. Gene Ontology annotation, biological process: vacuolar proton-transporting V-type ATPase complex assembly. The record is from RefSeq and is a predicted model, not a curated record. Lineage: Eukaryota; Metazoa; Cnidaria; Anthozoa; Scleractinia; Pocilloporidae.